Messenger RNA from Telopea speciosissima, 1101 nucleotides. RefSeq lists its product as uncharacterized. The coding region runs from base 1 to 1101 and encodes 366 amino acids. The record is from RefSeq and is a predicted model, not a curated record. The transcript has a single exon. NCBI's taxonomy places the organism in Eukaryota, Viridiplantae, Streptophyta, Magnoliopsida, Proteales, Proteaceae.
AUGAGAGGAAAGAACCUAACCCCAAAUCAUGACUUCCACUUCACUACUGAUCUGGCAUUUACAGACGAGAUCCGAUCGGAACCUCUGCAGAAGGGAUUCAAGAUGCCGACCAUAGAGCAAUACGAGGGCAUGACGGAUCCAGAAGAUCACUUGGAAACCUUUAAGGCCUUGAUGUUCUUUCAAGACGCCUCGGACGCCAUAAUGUGUAGAGCGUUCCCCUCUACCUUGAAGGGAGUGACGAGACAAUGGUUCUCAUUCCUCGAGCCACACUCCCUGGCCAACUUUGUGGACCUAGGGCGGGCCUUUCUGGCCCACUUCAUGAGUAGCAGGGUCCAUAAAAAGAUAGCCGCUAAUAUUUUAGCUAUAAAGCAACGCACCAAUGAGUCAAUCAGGGACUUUCUCAUAAGGUUCAACAAGGAGGCCCUGGAGGUGCGAAACUUAGAUCAGAUCGUGAAGUUUCAGGCUUUGCGUAGCGGCAUCCGGGAUGUCGAGUUGAAGAAAUCCCUAAUCAUGGAUGAGCAGGGGGAUAUGUAUGAACUUUUCUCACGCUGUGAGAAAUAUAUUAAUCUAGCUGAAGUUCUGGCGCCCGAGCAAGAAAAAGAAGGUAAACCCGAGAAGAAGAGUCAGGAAAAGAAAGACGUCCAGGUCGGGGAGAGCGGUUCAAAGCUCGACAGAGAACAGAAAGAGGGAAAGAGGAAGAGAGAUGAUAAGAAGGCAUGGGUUGCCAAGAGCAAUGCGGGCACAGAACCAGUUUACAUGACUCUCACACACAAUCGAGCAUAUAUCUUGAAUGAGACAAAGGACCAGGUGACCUUGCGUUGGCCUGCUAAGAUGGUAAAACCUGCACACGAGCGCAAUAAGAACAAAUAUUGCCAAUUUCAUCAAGACCAUGGUCACAACAUCGAGGACUGUAGGAAAUUAAAGGAUAAGAUUGAAGCCCUCAUCCAGAGAGACCGUCUAAGCCAAUUUGUCAAGAAAGAUGGCAAUGAGAGGAGACAGAACUAUCGUGCCCAGGAGCCCAAGGCGAAGCCCAGAUCACCUAUUCGGUUGGACAGGGAAGAUCGAGCAAGAGGGAAACAAUAUAUCGAGAAUGCCCCAUGA